UUUAUUGGAUUUUACUUAUUAUGGCGACAAGGAAAAGAAUAAUGAUUCAGAUGCCUAUAAUACUAUUAUAUUGGUUCAUUUAUUCGGGAAUUUCAUAUAACGGAUAUAACGGCAGGGAAAAGUGUUUUUGUUUCUGCCUAUGAUACAAAAGAGAACGAACAUCAAAACACUCGGCAGUAUGCCUUACCAAUCAGAUAGCCUCGUGUUUUGAUGCUCUUUCUAUUACAUGUUUGACAUCCUUAAAGAAUUGACGCUUUUAACUGCAUGACUUUGGGAAACCAAUUUCGCGAAUUUACUUUUUUAACUUGACCAUUUCACGAUUUCACCUGAAUUAUUUUUUUUCUUUGAAUUCGUGCGAUUGCACUCAUGAAGUUGAUAACAUGAGGGUUUGAAAUCGUAUAUUCAUUUCUAGUUGAAAAUAUUUAUUGACGGAGUUACAAUGUCCCUUCCGUUCUUCCGUAGAUAUAUUUAUACUCUUCCCACGGUUGUACUUUGAAGCGUUUAACACUAUUGUAUUCAUGUUUUGUAUAAUUUUGGGGAUAGCUGUUUUCUUAACAGUGCAUGAAAUUCAGUAAUAAAAAAGUGAUAAGGAUUUUGUGAUGGUGCGUUAAAAAGCGGUUGUCGUCUGAUCCAAUGGAGAACGAUGCAGCUGUUGACUCAAGGUGGAGCUGGGUGGUUGCUAUGGCAGCAUUUUUGGCCCAUCUUAUUACUCAUGGAAUUGUCUACUCGUUUGGCAUUCUUUUCCUGACGUUGCAAGAAAAUUUCAAAGGCACAAAAGCGGAACUAUCCUGGAUACCAUCCUUAACAACGGGUUGCCUUUAUUUAAUCGGUCCAGUAGCAAGUAUCUUAAUCAAUCGGUACGGAUGUCGGACAGUUACAAUUUUAGGCGCUAUUCUUGGAUGUAUUGGUUACCUUACAAGUAUAUUCGUUCAACAAUUGUUCGUGCUUUACUUUACCCUGGGAAUAGUUGCAGGAUCCGGGUUUGGAAUGGUCUUUCUACCAUCAAUCAUCAUAGUUACAAAGUACUUUCACAAGUACCGAUCACUGGCUUGUGGUCUCGCGUUAUCCGGCGCAGGUGGUGGUGCCUUUAUUUUAAGCCCACUUAUAGACCUUCUUAUCGAUACGUAUGCUUGGAAAGGGACACUACUCCUGCUGUCGGCAAUUAUCUUAAACUGUAUACCAUGCGCGCUGAUAUUCCGCGCACUUCCGAAACAAAACUGUGCCAACCGUACACAAGUUCUUGGUGAUACGACAAAUUGUGAUGAAGAGAAGAUAUCGUUUUUAAAUGUUAAAGAUAGUCAUUGCACCGGAGAAAAUACAACAGACGAAAAUACACGUGACGUUAAUUUUGACAAAGCUAAAAAUAAAUCGGGAUCAAAGAAUCAACUAGCGGGUCAAGGUCAUGGUGACUAUCGUGAUGAACCGACUGACUCGGUUGUAAUCGAAAUUGUCCGAGAGGAUGCUUUAAGCGGAAAGAAUAUUCAGCAAAUCGACUGCUCAAAUGACAUUUAUUUUUCAAAAGACAGUAAUGAGGUCAUAGGAUCGACUCAAGAUGGCAUCGUUGAGCGGUAUAAAACACUUUUUCGAUGCACAGAAGUUGUAGUGUUUUUCUUCACACAGUUCCUGUUUUUUGCUGGUUUUUAUAUUCCGUUUAUUUACAUUCCUGAUAAAGCAACAAGUGAUGGAGUAAAUGGUGACAGUGCAGCUUGGAUUGCCUCUACAAUUGGAAUCUCUAGUAUUGCUGGUAGAGUAGUGCUGGGUUAUGUAGCCGACAGACCUUUUGCAAAUAGAAUGACAAUGUUUAAGAUUGCCCUGGUGAUUAGUGGAAUCAGUACAGCUCUUUUGCCUCUUUUUGAAACAUUGUGGUUGUUCCUCGUGUAUGCAGUUAUAUAUGGCAUUUCUUCAGGUAUAACUCUAUCAUUAACAUCAGUUGUGUUGGCUGAUAUAACGGGUAUCAAUCUGUUGGCAGAUGCGAUGGGUCUAAACAAUCUUUUUAGUGCAUUUGGUUCUUUACUUGGACCUCCAAUUACGGGACUGCUGUAUGACGUAACACAGACGUACACGGCCUCGUUUCUAGCUGCAGGAUUUGCAAUGACAACUUCCGGUAUAUUAUUGGUUCUCGUUUCAUUCUGCCGGAAACAGAGCUAAUACCAUUGUUCUUACUAUCAUUAUUUCAUUGUGGAAUCUCAAAAUCUCAAAAGAACAUGUUAAAUA
Molecule: messenger RNA, 2214 nt
Organism: Ruditapes philippinarum (Manila clam)
Lineage: Eukaryota; Metazoa; Mollusca; Bivalvia; Venerida; Veneridae
Product: monocarboxylate transporter 13-like
Exons: 9
Coding region: 634-2148 (504 amino acids)
Biological process (GO): transmembrane transport; monocarboxylic acid transport
Molecular function (GO): monocarboxylic acid transmembrane transporter activity
Source: RefSeq, a predicted model, not a curated record